This is a messenger RNA of Nematostella vectensis (starlet sea anemone), 3352 nucleotides long. Its product is annotated as glutamyl aminopeptidase. The record is from RefSeq and is a predicted model, not a curated record. NCBI's taxonomy places the organism in Eukaryota, Metazoa, Cnidaria, Anthozoa, Actiniaria, Edwardsiidae. The transcript has 21 exons. Bases 1 to 2949 code for a protein of 982 amino acids. Gene Ontology annotation, biological process: proteolysis; peptide catabolic process. Gene Ontology annotation, cellular component: cytoplasm. Gene Ontology annotation, molecular function: zinc ion binding; peptide binding; metalloaminopeptidase activity.
AUGACGCAGGAGAAGACGGAGGCGGCGGGCCCGGUACCGUACAAAAACUUGACGGCGGCGGAUAGCAGAAAUGACUCGAGCAAAUUACCGCGCUGGGCUAGGGGCGAGAAGGUUGUCUCCAAACUCAAGAUCAUCGUCACUAUAGCUCUACUGCUAAUAUUGAUCACCAUCAUUCUCAUCCUGGCGGUAGUUCUUGCCCAAACCAAAGCCAAACUGCAAAAAGGAGAUAAAAAUGCUAUCGUCCUUAAUCCGAGCCCGUCAGCAAGCACCAAUCCCAUACCCACCACCCCUGGGACAGAGGCCUGGUGGAACUUCCGGUUGCCUACUAACGUCAUCCCAAACAACUACGACUUGUACCUUGACGUCAACAUGAAGAAAAAGAAUUACACCGGAAGUGUCAACAUUUUGGUCACUGUCACGCAAUCUACCGAUCUUGUUAUUUUGCAUUGCAAGGGAAGCCUUCGAGUCACGCAAGUUGUCGUGAUUGACAAGGAUUCAGCUUAUCGUCCGAUUCGACAAAGAUUUCAGUUUGAGAAAAACCAGUACUACGUCAUACGGAUGUCAAGGGAACUGACGCCAGGGCAGUACAGCCUUCAGGUCACCUUCAACGGGUUGCUAGGCGACGAGGUUGGGCUCUUUGUAGGGAACUAUAAAAUUGCUGACAACGCUACAAGGUCUUAUGUGGCAUCACAGUUCGGCCCUGCAGAGGCCCGUAGCGUAUUUCCCUGUUUUGACGAGCCCGCCUUCAAAGCCACCUUUAAUUUGACUAUUUCGUUUGAAAGUACGAUGGACAUGGCAAUGCAUAAUUACCAGGUGAUAUCGAACAUGCCAGCCGUCAGCACUGUCGGCAAGAAUGGAAAGUUGUUCGCAUACUUUGCGACCACACCCAAGAUGUCUACUUACCUGCUAGGAAUUGUGAUCAGCGACUUCGUUCCAACCCUAAUCAGAACAAGUGAUAACGUACCGCUUUCAUUUUACACGGAAACAAGUCAGUCCGACAAAGGGGGUUUUGCAUUGGACUUAACCCACAAAGUAAUCCCCAUCCUGUCGUCGUAUUUUGGUAUCAGGUUUCCACUGCAGAAAAUGGACUUUGUGGCCUUGAAUGACUUUAGUCAUGAUAUGAUGGAGAACUGGGGCAUAGGGAUGUUACAAGAGAAGUAUGUGCUCUGGUCCAAGGCAAACUCGGCCUCGGAGGAUCAGCGAGCGAUUGGCAUCGACACUACCACACUUCUGGUCCAUCAGUGGCUUGGUAACCUGGUUACGUUCAAGUGGUGGAAUGACUUUUGGCUUUACAAGGGGCUUACUUAUCACGUGAUGGGCAAAGCUCUAAGCUCUUUAAAACCCACCUGGCAAAUCCCUGAAGAUUAUUUUGUGGAGCUUGUGCGGGAGGCAUUUGAAGAAGACGGUUACGCCUCAUCUCGUCCAUUGCGUAUGAAUGUUACAAGCUACGACGAUAUGGAGGAUGUGACGGGAUUCCUUAGUGAUAGCAAGGGGGGAGCCGUUAUAGGUAUGCUUGAGGACUACCUAGGAGCUGUUGCCUAUCAAAAUGGUCUGAAGCGGUUUCUUACCCAGAAUGCUUAUGGUAACGCUGAUGCUGAAGAUCUCUGGAAAGUUCUGCGAAAUGCUAGUUGUGCUACUGGCUCAUGUGUGGACGUCAAGAAAAUGAUGGACACCUGGACGCUGCAGAUGGGGUUCCCUGUUGUCUCGGUAAAGCGGGAUGGAUCCUCUAAGUAUAGCGUUUCCCAGAAAAGGUUCUUGUUUGACAAUAGAACCCAGUCCACUGGCGACCCAUCACCCUACAACUACUUGUGGUCUAUUCCCGUCACUUACAUAACGAGUCGUCAAUCGCAAAAGACAACUCUUACACUUGAUGGUAAAGUAGGAUCUAUUACUUGGAGUGGGGAGGACUGGAUCAAAGCGAACUACAGGCACAAGGGAUUCUACCUCGUCGAGUAUGAUAACGCAAAUUGGGACAAUCUUGCUGCACAACUGAAAGCAAAUUAUUCGGUGUUUGAUACCGCUGACCGAGCAGGGCUAGUUCAGGACCUGUCCUUCCUUGCCAGGGGAGGAAUUGCAAAGUACAGCCGGUUGCUCGCCAUGACUGAGUACAUGCAGAACGAAACGGAGUUUGUGCCAUGGAAGGCGUUCGAUAGGAGUAUAGGCGACAUAACCAGAUAUCUGCCGCCAACGAGCCAAACAUACAAGAAUAUGAAGAAAUAUACUUGGUUUCAAGUCAAAAAGAAAUAUUUUCAGUUGGGCUUCGUUGAUACAGGAAGCACCAUGGAGAGGCUCCUUCGCGAGGUAAUAGUUGGCUUGGCGUGCUCUUGUGGAGAGGUCACUUGUGUCAAUAAUGCGACAGCCAUGUUCCAGGCUUGGAUGGCAAACAGCACAGCCAACCCUAUCCCUCCAAAUUUCCGCCACUUGGUCUACUCCUAUGGUGUCGCGUAUGGUGGAGUAAAAGAGUGGGAUUUCGCCUUCAAACAAUACAAAACGAUCAAGGACGCGACUGCUAAAGACGCCAUUUUACAUGGACUUUUCGGCACGAAGGUCACGUGGAUCCUUAGACGGUUUCUGGACUAUGCCGUCGACCCGAGCCAGAUCAAGCAAGAGGAGACACUGCAUGUGAUUGGGGACAUCGCUCUGCACAACUCUGUGGGGCGACAACUAGCAUGGGAGUUUGUCACUAAGAACUGGGGCUUAAUCAUGAGCAGAUAUGGGAAGUCGGAUCGAAUGGAAUGGAUGAUCGAGUCCCUAACGCGCGGAUUCUCUAGUACAUACGAACUCCAAAUGUUAAAAGCAUUUGCAUUUAACAAAAUGCACUCUGGAAUUGUCCGAAGCUCUUUCAAGAAGGCGGUCGAAAAAGUCACUGCCCGCAUCGACUGGCUGAAGACAAACGAAGCAGACAUCGCAGAGUGGUUGAACAGAUUCGUUCAUGUUAAUAACCUUUAGACAUAGUUUAAACGCGGUUACUUUAUGUACCGUUCUUUUUUUCAGUUUGGAUCUGUACAAGGGUGUCUAGGGUUCACAUAUCUAACUCGUUUAAGACGUUCUAUAAUAAAACAUCACCGAUAUCUUGUAUAUUAUAUACUUGUGAGGUGCUAUAUACACUGCGAGUGGACGUAUAAGUGAUUCUUAGGAAGAAGGGGGCAACUCCUUGCAGGGGGACCUAAUAAAGAGCUAUUUCGGCUACAACAGUUAUCGAGGUAGAUUGCAUAGCAAACUGUUGAAGAUAUCACGUGAUCGCCACCUGUAAAGCGGGGUUACAUAGUCCAUGUCACGUGACUGUAAUGGAAGUGCUACUGCGUUUAGGCCCUAAAAGAAAAAAAAAACAAUUAAAGUCCAUAUAACCUUU